Gekko japonicus is the source of this 1142-nucleotide messenger RNA. It is a transcript of the gene LYRM1, whose product is annotated as LYR motif containing 1. Gene Ontology annotation, cellular component: mitochondrion. The coding region runs from base 97 to 465 and encodes 122 amino acids. The transcript has 4 exons. The record is from RefSeq and is a predicted model, not a curated record. NCBI's taxonomy places the organism in Eukaryota, Metazoa, Chordata, Lepidosauria, Squamata, Gekkonidae.
GGCCAUCCAGAUCUCUGCAAGAGAGGCAGUAAAAGGGCAAAGGCACCAUUUGUGUAGACAAACAAGAAUCUGAAGGAGCUGAAUCCUGUUUUCAAGAUGACACCGGUCACGCGUCAGGAAGUCCUUGGACUUUACCGCAAGAUAUUCCGAAUAGCCAGAAAAUGGCAGUCUGCAUCCGGACAGAUGGAAGAGACCACAAAAGAAAAACAGUAUAUUAUAAAUGAAGCUAAAACAUUGUUCCAAAAGAAUAAAAAUUUAACAGAUCCUGAGCAGGUUAAACAAUGUAUAGAAGAGUGCAAGGCCAGGAUCGAGAUGGGACUUCAUUAUCGCAUCCCUUAUCCAAGGCCGAUUCAUCUGCCUCCCAUGGGCCUUGCGAGCCAGCAAGGCCGUGCAUUGCGACAUCAGGAAAAGCUGAGGAAACUUUCCAAGCCCGUCUACUUGAAAUCUCAUGAUGAAAUUUUAUAAUCCAGUAUCAGGCUACAGCCUGUCGUCACCCUGGACUGCCUGGCAAACGCAUUCUGGGCCAGCGAGCGUCAAUGAAACUGUUGUGGUUUGCACCCGCUGCCUCUUUCUCAGAAGUCAGACGCCCACCUGAUCCUAGCAGGAGGCACGGGAAGGAUGAACUCGAGUUGGCUUGUCUUUGCUGAGACUCCACGCAACUGACUCAUCAAUAAAAGUGAGAAUCUUUGUGGUCAAGCAAGAGAUGAAAUGAAAACCAGAGCCUGACACAUCUGAUUGUUGUAGAUUACUGUGUGUGCUGAAGGUUACUGGCUCCUGUGGCUUUCAGAAAGCCAGUGUGGUGCAGUGGUUAGCAUGUCAGGUUAGGGCAAGGGAGAGUGAGGUUCAAAUCCCUGUUUGGCCAUGAAACUCACUCCUUUGUCCCACGGUUCUUUCUGUGCCUCGCCCACUUUGCAGAAUUCUUGUGUGGAUUAUGCCACCCUAAGCCCCAUGGAAGAAACGUGGGAUAAAAAUGUAACAGAUAGAAGGAGAGAAGAUGCGGAAAUGUCCUGAGUGUAUCUGAAUCCCAGGCAUUCCUCCCGUUUGUUGUCACUCACUGAGCAUCCUAUGAUGUUUUGCUAAACUCUUUUGUUUCAAAGUACCUGUGAGGUGAGCCUUGUGUGCAAUGUUCCCCCUAAGCUGCU